Paramecium pentaurelia is the source of this 876-nucleotide messenger RNA. The record is from the annotation of a GenBank genome assembly. Lineage: Eukaryota; Ciliophora; Oligohymenophorea; Peniculida; Parameciidae.
AAUGUAAUAUUAACCAGCAAACUAAUCACCUUAGCCACAAUAUGUUAACCCUGGAUAGAUCGAUGUAAUUAUUUUUAGAAAUCUAGACUUCGUUUAACUCAGGAUUAGAUGCAAUGUCUAGAUGUCAAAGUGUUUACAUUAAAUAACGUCCUGACUAUUUAGAAUCUUUAGGAUUCUGUGAGAAAAAAAAUGUUUAUUAUGUUUAUUAAUCUGAUACAAUGGGAAAUAAACCAGAUUUUAAGCAUUAAGCUCCGAUUUUUAAAUGUAAAGAAGAAAGUAGCUGCUGGUAAAGAAAUUGUCUUCCAGGGGCUUGUCGAGCCUUUGAUUUGAAAGUCAAAUAAUAUGAUUAAAAAUAAGACACGAACACAGUAUUUAGAUUAAGCAGAGAAUUCAAAUGUACAUUUCUUUGCCUAGCAAGGUAUUAAAAAUAUUUAAUUUCAGACCUAUGAUGGAAGUUUAAUUAGAAAAUGGAGGUAAAAUAGGUUAUAUAUUCUACCCAUUUAUGUGUUGUGAUAAGGGAGUUGAAAUAAGAGAUGAGAAUAAUUCAUUAAUAUAUUCUGUUAAAGGAAGUUGUUGUCAAUGGCCAUUUUUAGUAUAAUUACCUUGUGAAGCAUGCUAGAGAGCAAGAUUUGAUAUAGUUGAUUCACAAGGAUAGGUAUAGAUUAAUCAAUAUACUUAAGAAAGUUUCGGAAUUGUGGAAAGAAUCUGCUGGGUUUUGCAAUGCAUUAUGUAAUGUGGAUGCAACCAACUUUAGAUUAAUGUUUCCUUAGUAAUCUACUAGUAGACAAAAGGCUCUUCUAUUGGCAGCUGCUUUAUUCAUAGAUUUUAAUUAUUUCGAAGAAUCUCCUUAAGAUUAGAAUCAAAAUUCGAUAUGAU